AGCAAGCGUGGAGGAUAUGCGCUUUGCAGCAAAGUCCUGCUUUACUCCACACACGCUUCUAAGCCUCGGCACAUCUCCUCACAUCGCUACUAACUACACUUUAUUCAUCCUCCGUGUCAGGAUAAACUCCACUCGUCUCAGUCAACUUUGGACAUUAUUAGGCCCGCUUAGCUUGCUAGUUGUUUUAGCGCGCUAGUUAGCUUAGCAUGCUAGUUAGCUUAGCUUGUUAGCUGCUAACAAAGAGACGCAGAUUUUAUCAACACAUCGCUUAGUUAAGAUCAAGUGUGAGUGUAAAGUGUUGUGAUUGUGUCAAAAUGUGCGAAAGAACGAUAGCAGGAAUGUUGUCCAACAAAUGAGGAGAAGGAGCGACUACUGGACGCUGUUUCCAAGAAACAUCAAGUUAUGUUACACAGAACAGACGUCUGUGAAGAACAUCUUCACCCUGAGCAACAGCAGUGGAGCUUCAGGAUGCGGACGAAGGAGCCACAGCCCUCCCACGUUAAGAAGGAAGAGGAAUACCCACUCAUCCCCCAUUUUAAAAAGAUAGAGGAGGACCCACUGACACCCCAUUGUAAAGAGGAAGAGGAGGACCCACUGACACCCCAUUUUAAAGAGGAAGUGGUGGAUCCACUGAUCCCUCACAUUAAGGAGGAAGAGGUGGAUCCACUGACACCCCAUUUUAAAGAGGAAAAGGAGGACCCACUGACACCCCAUUUUAAAGAGGAAGUGGUGGAUCCACUGAUCCCUCACAUUAAGGAGGAAGAGGUGGAUCCACUGACACCCCAUUUUAAAGAGGAAGAGGAGGACCCACUGACACAAUAUUUUAAAGAGGAAGAGGAGGACCCACUGACACCCAAUUUUAAAGAGAAAGCGGUGGAUUCACUGAGCCCUCUCGUUAAGGACGAAGAGGAGGACCCACUGACCCCUCACAUUAAAGAGGAAGAGGAGGAACACAGCAUCAGUCAGCAGGGAGAGCAUAUUGAAGGACUGGAGGAGGUUGAUGUCACCAAGAUGCCAGGGACUGGUGUCCCUGUGAAGAGUGAAGGUGAUGAGGUCAAAGGUGAGAGUGAGGAGAAGAGAGAGGCGGAGCCUCCAAGCAGCAGCUCAACACAACACAUGACAACAGAAGCUGAUGGAGACCACUGUGGAGGAUCACAAGCAGACAAGCUGUUAGCUCCACUAUCAGAUAGUGAGGACACAACGUCACACUCUCAUGACACUGAUGAUGAAGACUCUAAAGAUGAUAAGACAUGUCACACUGACAACACUCACUUGAAAUGUUCUCUCUGUGACAAAACUUUUAAAGACCGUUGCAAUAUGAAAAGACACAUGAAAAGACACACUGGAGGAAAACCUUUUUCAUGUUCAAUCUGCGGUAAAGAUUUUACUCUAAGGCACAAUUUGAAAGAACACAUGAGAAUACACACCGGAGAAAAACCUUUUUUAUGUUCAAUCUGCGGUAAAGAUUUUACAAAAAGGCAACAUUUGAAAGCACACAUGAGAACACACACCGGAGAAAAACCUUUUUCAUGUUCAAUCUGCAGUAAAGAUUUUACUCUAAGGCACCAUUUGAAAGAACACAUGAGAAUACACACCGGAGAAAAACCUUUUUCAUGUUCAAUCUGUGGUAAAGAUUUUAUAAAAAGGCAACAUUUGAAAGCACACAUGAGAACACACACCGGAGAAAAACCUUUUUCAUGUUCAAUCUGCGGUAAAGAUAUUACUCAUAGACACGAUUUGAAAAUACACAUGAGAAUACACACUGGAGAAAAACCUUUUUCCUGCUCAGAAUGUGGUAAAAGUUUUGUAAGAAAGCAAAGUUUAAAAGCACACAUGAGAACACACACUGGAGAAAAACCUUUUUCAUGUACAAUCUGCGGUAAAGAUUUUACUCAUAGGCAACAUUUGCAAAUACACAUGAGAAUACACACUGGGGAAAAACCUUUUUCCUGCUCAGAAUGUGGUAAAAGUUUUGUAAGAAAUCAAAGUUUAAAAGAACACAUGAGAACACACACUGGAGAAAAACCUUUUUCAUGUUCAAUCUGCAGUAAAGAUUUUACUCAUAGGCCACAUUUGAAAGUACACAUGAGAACACACACUGGAGAAAAACCUUUUUUAUGUUCAAUCUGCGGUAAAGAUUUUACUCAUAGGCCACAUUUGAAAGUACACAUGAGAACACACACUGGAGAACAACCUUUUUCAUGUUCAAUCUGCGGUAAAGAGUUUACUCGAAGGGAAAAUUUCAAAAAGCACAUGAGAAUACACACUGGAGAAAAACCUUUUUCCUGUUCAAUCUGCAGUAAAUAUUUUGCUCAAAGGCACUAUUUGAAAAAACACAUGAGUACACACACUGGAGAAAAGCCUUAUACAUGUUCAGUAUGUUGUAAAAGUUUUAUACAAAGUCAGCAUUUGAAAAGACACAUGAGAACACACACAGGUGAGAAAGUGUUGAGUUGCAGUGUGUGUGGUGAAAGAUUCUCUUCUAAGUACCAGUGUAAGAAACACAAGUGUGCUGGUGAGAACAGCAGCAGCAAAUGAAGAUGCAGGAUUUGAAAUAAACUGUCGAAACUUUAACUUUGACCUUCUAACAACAUCAGCACAUAGAUUCUAACAUUUAUAGAUGAGAUAUUUUAGAUUAUUGCUUUUUACAGUCAAGUACACGUUUUAAUAUACAACAUUGUGUACUUUUAUUUAAAAAUGAACACAACACUUUGACUGUAAAGGUGAACAUAAACAGGACAAAACUUGUUACAAAUACUUUUUAUGUGCAUAGAGAUAUUUAGAAAUCAUUUUUAAUGAUUUUAUAGAUGAACUCCUUUAUAUGAUGUACAUAUUUGUCUUACAUUUGUUCAUACCUUUGCUUAUAAGUACACAUAAAUCCCUCUUAGCUCAUAUUUACUGGUUCACAUCUGAAACAUCUUCUGGACCACUUCUGGAAGCAUAUUAUUAUUUACUUUAUACAUAAUUUGAGCAGUUGUCUUUUAUACAAGAUCAUUUACUUUUAAAAUGUGUGACUUUAUGAAUCAUUUAUUGGGUCUCAAUAAUCCAUUCUUUUAAUUAUCUUUAUUACUCUGUUUUGUAAUAUAAAUAUUGUUUUAUAUGUAAGUCCCCUUUAUGCAAUAUGUAGAUUAGAGAAAAUAGCAACAUUAUAUGUGGAAGGUUAUGAAGGAUGGUUUUGUUUUUAAUAAUCUGCGUUUCUAAUUAAAAAACUACACAUGACAA
Messenger RNA from Nerophis lumbriciformis (worm pipefish), 3222 nucleotides. RefSeq lists its product as uncharacterized. Lineage: Eukaryota; Metazoa; Chordata; Actinopteri; Syngnathiformes; Syngnathidae. The record is from RefSeq and is a predicted model, not a curated record. Gene Ontology annotation, biological process: regulation of DNA-templated transcription. Gene Ontology annotation, molecular function: RNA polymerase II cis-regulatory region sequence-specific DNA binding; DNA-binding transcription factor activity, RNA polymerase II-specific.